This is a messenger RNA of Prunus armeniaca (apricot), 1224 nucleotides long. Lineage: Eukaryota; Viridiplantae; Streptophyta; Magnoliopsida; Rosales; Rosaceae. The record is from the annotation of a GenBank genome assembly.
AUGCCAUUAUUACCCACAACCAUAAGACCACCAUCCCUGUGCCCUGCUCCAAUCUUCCCUCCAAAUCACCCCCAUUUCCCGCCAAGAAACCAGUUUCCUCCGAGACCCAUCUUUCACAGGCCAAGAAUGGCAACUCUUUCUGGGUUCAUUGCUGGGUCACAACUUGUGGGUUCUUCAGGCAGUGGUGGUGGUGGUGAUAAUGAGGCCCGCACUCUGAUUGAGUAUGUUGGCGGCGGAGGUGUCGAUGUGGGCGAUGAUCUUGUGCUUUUAAUCCAUCACUUACAGUACGCCUGCAAGAAAAUCGCAGCUCUUGUGGCCUCUCCUUUCAAUUCUACCCUUGGGAAGCAUACGGGUUUUGCUGCCGGUGCCGGUGGUUCGGCCGGUGGGUCAGGCAGGGAUGCACCGAAACCGCUUGAUAUUGUUUCGAAUGAAAUCAUCUUGUCGUCACUUAGAAGUUCUGGGAAGGUAGCUGUCAUGGCAUCGGAAGAAGAUGACACUCCAACCUGGAUACGUGAUGAUGGCCCAUUUGUGGUGGUAACAGAUCCUCUAGAUGGUUCGAGAAAUAUUGACGCAUCCAUUCCCACUGGGACGAUUUUUGGGAUUUAUCGACGCCUUGAGGAACUGGAUCAUCUACCAACAGAGGAGAAGGCUUUGCUGAAUUCACUCCAGACCGGAACUAGGCUUGUAGCUUCUGGUUAUGUUCUUUAUUCAUCAGCCACGAUAUUCUGCACCAGCUUUGGUUCAGGAACACAUGCAUUUACAUUGGAUCAUUCCACGGGAGAUUUCAUUCUCACACACCCAAGCUUAAAAAUUCCUUCUCGAGGACAAAUAUAUUCUGUAAAUGAUGCUCGAUAUUUUGACUGGCCCGACGGAUUAAGACUCUACAUAGACACUGUGAGACAAGGAAAAGGCAGGUAUCCCAAAAAGUACUCUGCCCGUUAUAUCUGUUCUCUGGUAGCUGAUUUUCAUCGAACACUACUGUAUGGUGGAGUUACAAUGAAUCCAAGAGACCAUCUUCGUCUCGUGUACGAGGCCAACCCACUCAGCUUUCUGGUGGAGCAAGCUGCGGGCAAAGGCUCUGAUGGUAAAAAUAGAAUUCUUUCAAUUCAGCCAGUGAAGCUGCAUCAAAGGCUGCCUUUGUUUUUGGGAAGUUGUGAGGACAUGGAAGAGUUAGAGAGUUAUGGCAAUGUGCAACAGAAAGUGAACCCUGGAUAUGAGGUCUGA